AUGACUACUAUUGCGAACACCGACUGGCAAGGCAAACUUAAAUCGUCCAAGGGUGAAUUUCCUAACGAUGUACAAGUUAAAAUCAUUAAUAAAUUUAAACGUGAAGAAAUAUUCAACCACGAAUACACAACAACUGAUUUAUUCAGGAAAUUUUAUAAAAUAUCAGAUACCACGCAUUUAGUACCAAAAAGACAAGUAAACAGCUUCAUGAUACUUAGGACCGUCAUAGGAUUAGUAGCUGCUGAAAGAGGGAUUAAAAGCGCUCUUGGAGACGGGACACAACAAAGCAAGAUAGCGGGAUUUAUUUGGGGAGGAGCAAAUCCUUGUGAGAAGAAAAAGUUUGAAGGAUUGUCUACGCAGUUCAAGCACUUGCACAAAUUGUAUUUCCCUGAUUACGAAUAUAAACCGGCACCAAAAGCUCAAGCUGGUUGUACUUUUGUCGAACCCAUUAUUCCAUCAGCUUAUUCGCAGACUCCUCCUAUCGUUCCUUCUAUUAUGACUUACUCGAAUUCAGAUAUGUCUCUAAAUGAUCUAGCGGACCAAUUCACCAUUAUGAAUAAUAACGAUUUUGCCGCAACCGUCUUUGAAGGUUCUUCGUUUCAAAAUGAAUCUCCUUUUGUCCCAUUCUAUCUUGGAGGUUGUUCGUUUCAAAAUGGAUCUAGAAUGGUAGAUGAUGACUAUCAACAAUUUCCUGAUGCUUCAGCCUUCCUUGAAGGUACUUCGUUUCAAAAUGAAUCUAAAAUGACAGAAAAUGAUUAUUCCAAACUUUCUUAUACCUUAAACGAUCAGUCUGAUAUGAAUAAUGAUUAUGAAAUGCUUAGCGGCGUUCCAGCUCAAUUUAACAUUGACACUGAUUUUGAGUUUAUUGAUUAUGAUCCAAUCUCAACCAAUGCGGCAAAUUAUCAAUACCCUAUCGAUGAGAAUUAUCAACAAUUUUUAUUUUUUUAA
This is a messenger RNA of Funneliformis geosporum, 948 nucleotides long. Lineage: Eukaryota; Fungi; Glomeromycota; Glomeromycetes; Glomerales; Glomeraceae. The record is from the annotation of a GenBank genome assembly.